AUGCGGGCCUCUUUCAUGUCCAAGCUAGCCAUGGGAUCCGCCGUAGCACUCGGCGCACCUACUCCUUCUCGGGUUUCGCAGAUGGUGAAGAAAUCAACCUCCUGCACGUUCGACUCGGCUGCCAGCGCCAGCGCCAGCAAGUCAUCCUGUAACACAAUCGUGUUGGAAAACAUUGAGGUGCCUGCUGGUGAGACCUUGGACCUGACCGAUCUCAAUUUCGGUACAAAGGUCAUUUUCAGUGGCGAGACUACCUUCGGAUAUGAGGAAUGGGAUGGACCCAUGAUUGAGAUCUCUGGCUCAAACAUCAUCGUUUCUGGAACUUCUAACCAUACCAUCAAUGGUGGCGGAGAGCGAUGGUGGGAUGGUGAAGGCACCAAUGGUGGUAAAACAAAGCCCAAGUUCUUCUAUGCCCAUAGCUUGGACGACUCGACAAUCACCGGUCUGAACAUCAAGAACACACCCGUCCAGGCAUUCAGUGUUGAUAUCACCAUCGAUGAUUCCGAUGGUGAUUCUAAUGGUGGUCACAACACUGAUGGAUUUGACGUUGGCGAUAGCACCGGCGUGACUAUUAGUAACGCCGUUGUCAUGAAUCAGGAUGACUGCCUAGCUGUCAAUUCUGGCACAAACAUCGUUUUCACAGGUGGUACCUGCUCCGGCGGCCAUGGUUUGUCUAUCGGUUCUGUUGGUGGACGCUCCGACAACACUGUGAAGAACGUGACUAUCACCAACUCUGUUGUGAAGGAUUCGGAGAACGGUAUUCGCAUCAAGACAAACUCUGGAACUACCGGAUCUGUCUCUGAGGUCACAUUCUCAAACAUUCAGAUUUCAGGAAUCACCGAUUACGGCAUUGUGUUUGAGCAGGACUACGAGAACGGCGAUCCUACUGGUACCCCUACUGAUGGUGUUCCUAUCACCGACCUCACCGUGGAGAGUGUGACUGGAACUGUCGAAAGUGAUGCGACCGAGGUCUACAUCCUGUGUGCUUCGGGUGCCUGCUCAGACUGGACUUGGUCUGACGUUAGUGUCACGGGUGGAUCAACCAGUGAUGAGUGCGAGAAUGUGCCAUCUGGUGCGUCUUGCUAG
Molecule: messenger RNA, 1083 nt
Organism: Penicillium malachiteum
Lineage: Eukaryota; Fungi; Ascomycota; Eurotiomycetes; Eurotiales; Aspergillaceae
Product: glycoside hydrolase family 28 protein
Exons: 4
Coding region: 1-1083 (360 amino acids)
Biological process (GO): pectin catabolic process
Cellular component (GO): extracellular region
Molecular function (GO): polygalacturonase activity
Source: RefSeq, a predicted model, not a curated record